GUGGCACCGAGCUGGACCAGUUGUGUCUAUAUACAGUAGUGUAUAUUCACGUAUAUUUCAGUCUUCUGCAGUGACUAUGUAAAGAAACAAUAGAUAAUGUAAUCCAAAGAUUUAUUAUCAUCUUAAUUCCAUUUAUACCGUAUAUUGUAUACCUCUUGAUGUGGUAUGGAAACUGUUUAGGUCAAUGUUUACUAAUAUACGAUGCCGACGAAGAAAGGUAGUUUUUCUAGAUGAAGUUGAGAUUAAAGAACGCUGCCCAUAUAAGAAACUCACUGCUGGAUCUUUAUAAUGACUUUGGAUGACUGGAAGUUGGGUGUGACAGUCUGCAAAUCCCACUCAACUCCAUCUAGAACUAGAGUCAUACUCAACGAGUGGCGGUAUUAUUGGAAUGGAAUUAUCUGCGCUUGGUUUUAAGACUGUUCAGACCAUCUUGGUUUUAAGCGGUGUCCAUUGACUCUUCAGCCUCGUAAGUAACAGGCUUACAGAGUCUUCUGGCUUUGAGGCAGGAGUUUUUUGAACUUCAGGAUAUCCUGAACCACUUUUCUCAGGAUCGUAUGGUCGACUGCAAGUCAAAGAUUAGUUCGUACCAUCAGUGAAGAUGAGCGUUGAUGCUCCACCUCGCGAGUCGUCCGUAACCAAUGGAACUGCAAACGGCCUUGGUUCAUAUGAGAACAUACCGAGGAGGAACUCCCUAGACGUCAGGAGACCUCAGAUGACGUCCCAGAAUGGUGUCAUCACCAUCAACGGCGACUCCAACAUCCCAAGGAGCGUGAGUCUGCGGAGGGCCAAGUCCCUCACCAAUGGGCGUAGGGAUUCCCGACCGAGGAGGUACUCCGUGGUCGACCUUGAGGACCCCAGCAACAACAUCAAUUGCUACGACGCCCGCGUAGACGUCUCCAACUUAAAUGGCCGGUCCUCCUCCUGCGUCGCGAAGAAGCCUCCCGUGAGCUACAGGAUCCCUGAGGACGCCGAAGAGGACGAGGUCGACUCCACAGUCGUGAAGAAGGCCAGGGAGGGCCUCUUCAACACCGUCACCCUGAAGAGGAACCUUUCGGAGAGCUUCAGGAAGGUGAGGGGCCUCGGCGGUCGCAGGGACAGUGACCCAGACCGCGAGAAGAAUUGGUCGAGGAACACCUCCGGCACCUUCGUGCAGUUCCAGGACGAGCUCGGAGACUGGCAGAGGCACAGCAUCCGUCGGGGGUCCAAGUUCGAGCCCUACGACUUCACUUUCAAGGUCAUGCUCAUCGGCGACUCCUGCGUCGGCAAGACCUGUCUGUUGACCCGAUUCAAGGACGGGAAGUUCCUCUCCGGCUCUUUCAUCUCCACGGUUGGCAUCGAUUUCCGGAACAAGGUCGUGACCGUAGAUGGGUCAAAGGUCAAAUUGCAGAUCUGGGACACGGCAGGUCAGGAGAGAUUCCGCAGCGUGACCCACGCUUACUAUAGAGAUGCACACGCAUUGCUCCUCCUGUAUGACGUCACCAGCAAAAACAGCUUCGACAACACUCGCGCCUGGUUGGCAGAGGUCCACGAAUACGCCCAAGAUGAUGUUGUCAUUAUGUUGAUAGGCAACAAAUGUGACGUGAACGGAGAUAGAGUGGUCAGGAGGGAAGACGGCGAGAGACUGGCCAGAGAGUACAACGUAGCCUUCAUGGAAACUUCGGCUAAGACAGGCCUCAACGUCGAUCUGGCGUUCAUGGCCGUUGCAAGGGAGCUGAAGGCCCGGAAAUCGACGAACCCCUCAGACCGAAAGUUCAACGUGGCGGACUACGUCAGACAAGAGGCCAGAGGGGAGAGUUGUAACUGCAACGUCGGCUAGCAGGAAACUACUACAGUCAUUACAGCAAUCACAGCAGUGUUCACAGCAUUCACAACAGCAGCAGCAGAAGCAGUAACAACUCCGGAAGUCACUCGUGACCGUGUCAUAAUUCGCAGGGGGCGUAUGGUGGUCCUCCUCGUCUGCAGCCGAAAUUCGAAGACUCAGUGAUUCCGAGUAGUAAGAGUUUCCCAGCUGAGAGGAUUAUAUAUAUAUAUAUAUAUAUAUAUAUAUAUAUAUAUAUAUAUAUAUAUAUAUAGAAAAUGUAUGUGUGCGUGCGUCUGUACGAACGUUUAAAAAAAGCCUUUCGCGAACGACACCCUAAAGAAAUAUAUUACCACCACGAUACGCUUACAUGUAACUAAGAGGUGUUUAUCUCCACCUCGUGCUUGAAUAUAUCUGUCUAAAACGAAUUAUAUAUUAUAUAUAAUAAUUCUAUAUAUAUAUAUUAUAUAAAUCAGCUGAUUCGCGUCAUCUUGCGUAACGCUAGGAAGGACAUUUUUGAGUAGAUGUAUCUAUAUUUUGAAUUUCAGAGCCUAUAGCAGACCAUCUUAUAUAUUUAAACAGGAAAUAUCUGAUCAUCUGGUCUGAACUUUGAUGCAAUUUAUGAAUAAUUCUUUAGGGCAAAUCGUAUUAUUGAUUUUUUCAACUUAUAAAAGUACAUGGAGAAGGUAUUUCCUACGUCUUUCCUUCAGUGAGAGAAUGAGAGAGUGAGAGAGAAAGUUCUCCAAGGUACCGUAAUCCGUUCUGUCUCUCUCCGAUGUGCUCCUGAGAACUUGAGGAAUCACAUGAUGAUGCUCACUAUAGCCAGUAACUAAACGACCCAUAUUGUAGGAAACACAUUAGUCGAUAUAACUCUUUAAAAUUUGGGUUCUUUCGCGAACAGCAGGAGACUGUCUUUCUCUACAAACAGUGGGCAACUGCCGUUCUCUACGAACAGCAGGAAACUGCCGUUCUCUACAAACAGCAGGAAACUGCCGUUCUCUACGAACAGCAGGAAACUGCCGUUCUCUACGAACAGCAGGAAACUGCCGUUCUCUACGAACAGCAGGAACCUGCCGCUUUCCUUGAAUCCCACACGGUGACAGUGACGAUAAAUUCGACGUUAAAAACCUUUCAUCCAAAAGCGUUCAUUCAUUGUCAAGUAAUCCUGUAAAGAGGCAACCAAAAAACAGCCAUUUUAUUUCACCACGAGAUACAUUUUUCAUCGCGUGGACCGACUUGUUGCUUUCUAUAUCGUUCUCAAGGUUAUCAAACAGUCCAUUUACUAAGACGAAUUAAUACUUUGAAACGAACCGCUGAUUAACGGGUAGCCAUGUAUAUACGUACGUAUAUGCUUUCGCUGCUGUACAUACGUAUAAGGACAUAAUUGAAUGAGUUUGUGUACAAGAAAUGUAUGAAUAUAUAUACCUAUUUGCGCAUGCAUACACUAACAUAAAAAGUUCCGUUAUAAUGUGGACACGCUAUGAAGGUACGUAAAGAUCUGAAAAUGAAAAGAUAGAGUCAGCGAACAUUAAAGCUUUAUGGUGGUACUUUACGCUUAAUUCGGAAGUAAAGGCUUCACGGCUCUUUUGUCAGACUUCUAUAAAACUGUAUACAGCUCUAUAUAAAGCUCUAUAUAAACUAGAGUUGUUAGAGUUUGCCACGGGUGACUAUAGAAUAUGUGGUGUCAACUUACGCUUAAGAUGUAAAAGUAGUUUUUUUAUUUAUUUUAUAUAUAUUUUUUAGUUUAUCUUAUUCUUUUAUCAUUACACAGAAUAUACCCUUUGAUAUGAGAUAGAUGUUUUGGAUGAUAUUAUCGUUAUGGUGUUACCGUAAAAUGACGUACGGCUCUGCUCCAGAAACCAAUUGCGUAUUUGCAUCAUAAACUGCAAUUUCACCCUAUAACCUUUAUAAAAAUCAAAGAAUGUUCAAUUCAUAAACAUUCUCAUGUAAUAUUUGUUUUGCUUUUACGUUCAGGAAAGAUAUUAACCGUUAAAAUUGAAAAUUGAUUUACGUAAAAAAAUUCCACUAGCCAAGACGAUGUACCUAUACCGUUUCCCAAACUCACGUUUUGCAGUGGCAUGAGAGAGAGAGAGAGAGAGAGAGAAUUUAGGAAUUAAGUCCUCAAACCGACUAGUCCCCUCAGAGUGAAGAACAUUUUCUAUGAUGAAAACAAAAUAUAUUUGUGCCAAUGUUUGUAUAGAGAUUUGUUUCCUUGUAAUAUAUUUCCUGACCUGUAGUAAGAGAGAGAGAGAGAGAGAGAGAGCAGUGGCUGGUAACUUCCUAACCUGUGGUAGGGAAAGAAGGAGAGAGCGAGAGAGAGCAAAGGCUUGUAACUCUUUCUCCCCCCACACCUAAGAUAAUGAUAAUCCUAAUUUAUCUAUAGAAUGACAGAGAGAGAGAGAGAGAGAGAGAGAGAGAGAAGGGGCUCCUCUCGCGUAUGUUAGGUUAGGUUAGGUCCAAAGAUCAAUCUGUUUUGUCCUGUCUCGUAUUUGUAAGAGCACCUCUAGCACUCGUCAGUGCUAACUAUUAUCAUUAUACGCACUCAUUAUUUGUACCCAUAGAUAAGUAUAUAUUGUGAUUAAGAAGU
Macrobrachium nipponense is the source of this 4385-nucleotide messenger RNA. Its product is annotated as ras-related protein Rab-26-like. The coding region runs from base 599 to 1816 and encodes 405 amino acids. The transcript has 7 exons. NCBI's taxonomy places the organism in Eukaryota, Metazoa, Arthropoda, Malacostraca, Decapoda, Palaemonidae. The record is from RefSeq and is a predicted model, not a curated record. Gene Ontology annotation, molecular function: GTP binding; GTPase activity. Gene Ontology annotation, biological process: regulation of exocytosis.